This is a messenger RNA of Mus caroli (Ryukyu mouse), 2761 nucleotides long. It is a transcript of the gene Chgb, whose product is annotated as chromogranin B. Gene Ontology annotation, cellular component: secretory granule. Lineage: Eukaryota; Metazoa; Chordata; Mammalia; Rodentia; Muridae. The record is from RefSeq and is a predicted model, not a curated record.
UUACUCUCUUGUUAAGGUCUAAGAACCGCCUGUGUGUUUAUUCCAAGCAAGGAUUUUCUUCAGCUUGGCAGAGGAAACAGAAAGCUGACCCCGUCAUUUACACACUUCAGAAUCACAAGUAUCCCACAACCUCAAACUGCAGCAUCGGAGGUGUGCGCGGAGGAGCUGGAGCGCAGGCGCGACAAUAUGAGCUGAACCCUUUCCCUCCUUGCCUGACAUCUACAGCACCUGACGUCCCCGCAUCCCUGCCGGUGUCUGCUGGGACCCUGCGCAAGGCCACACGCACUGGCUGUGCUUCCGCCCGCUGGCGCCGCCUCGGGGCUGCUCCGUGACGUCAGGGCUGAGCGAGGGGCGCCCCCGCCCGCCGCUCGCCCCCGGGUACUGCACCCCGCCUGCCCUUCAUAAGAGCCAGGCCUGCGCCCACCGCGCCACAGCUGCUCUGCGGAGCCCGCACCCGCCGAACUCCUCCUACACUCAGCUGGCGAGCGGCACCAUGCAGCCGGCUAUGCUCCUCAGCCUCCUGGGCGCAGCGGCUCUGGCCGCUGUCAGCUCAGCUCCGGUGGAUAACAGGGAUCACAAUGAAGAAAUGGUGACUCGCUGCAUUAUCGAAGUCCUCUCAAAUGCCCUAUCCAAGUCCAGUGUUCCAACGAUCACCCCUGAGUGCCGGCAAGUCCUGAAGAAGAGUGGAAAAGAGGUCAAAGGUGAAGAGAAAGGUGAAAACGAGAACUCGAAGUUUGAAGUACGGUUGCUAAGAGACCCAGCCGAUGCCUCAGAAACCCGCUGGACCUCCAGUAGGGAGGGUGCAGGAGCUCCAAUAGAAGAUUCUCAAGGCCAGACGAAGGUAGGCGAUGAGAAGUGGACAGAAGGAGGAGGACACAGCCGAGAGGGAGUGGAUGAUCAAGAGAGCCUCCGUUCCUCCAACCAACAAGCGUCCAAAGAAUCAAAGAUAUACCAUUCGGAAGAGAGGGUGGGAAAAGAGAGGGAGAAAGAAGAAGGCAAGAUUUACCCAAUGGGGGAGCACAGGGAAGAUCCUGGUGAAGAGAAGAAACACAUUGAAGAUUCUGGAGAGAAGCCGAACACCUUCUCCAACAAAAGAAGCGAGGCUUCGGCUAAGAUGAAAGAGGAGUCAGUGGCCAGAGCAGAUGCACACUCUAUGGAGCUGGAGGAGAAGACACACAGUAGGGAGCAAAGCAGCCAGGAGAGUGGAGAGGAGACAAGGAGGCAGGAGAAACCCCAGGAGCUUACCGACCAGGACCAGAGCCAGAGCCAGGAAGAAUCGGAGGAAGGCGAGGAAGACUCAGCCUCUGAAGUAACCAAACGCAGGCCCAGACACCACCACGGGAGAAGCCGGUCCAACAAGUUCUCUUACGAAGGGCAUCCUCUAUCUGAGGAAAGGAGACCCUCUCCCAAGGAGUCCAAGGAGGCAGAUGUGGCCACAGCCCGUUUAGGGGAAAAAAGGAGUCACCAUCUAGCUCAUUACAGGGCUUCAGAAGAGGAACCUGAAUAUGGGGAAGAAUUGAGAAGCUAUCCGGGCUUCCAGGGCCUUCGGGGACUACAGUACCGGGGCAGAGGAAGCGAAGAGGACAGAGCCCCAAGGCCUCGGAGUGAGGAGAGUCAGGAAAGGGAGUACAAGAGAAACCACCCCGACUCUGAACUGGAAAGCACAGCAAACAGACACGGUGAAGAAAACGAGGAAGAGAGGAGCUACGAGGGGGCAAAUGAACGCCAACACAGAGGCAGGGGGCGGGAGCCAGGAGCCCAUUCUGCUCUUGACGCCAGAGAAGAGAAAAGGCUCUUGGAUGAAGGGCACUACCCUGUUCACGAAAGCCCAAUAGAUACGGCAAAAAGGUACCCACAAAGCAAAUGGCAAGAGCAGGAGAAAAACUACCUCAACUAUGGCGAGGAAGGGGACCAAGGGAGAUGGUGGCAGCAGGAAGAGCAGCUAGGACCGGAAGAAAGCAGGGAGGAAGUGAGGUUUCCAGACAGACAAUAUGAGCCCUAUCCCAUCACUGAAAAGAGGAAGAGGUUAGGGGCGCUGUUCAACCCGUACUUUGACCCUCUCCAGUGGAAGAAUAGUGACUUUGAGAAAAGAGGCAAGCCAGAUGACAGUUUUCUUGAGGAUGAAGGUGAAGACAGAAAUGGGGUGACCUUGACUGAGAAGAAUUUCUUCCCAGAGUACAACUAUGACUGGUGGGAGAGAAGGCCCUUCUCAGAGGAUGUGAAUUGGGGAUAUGAGAAGAGAAGCUUUGCCAGGGCCCCUCAGCUCGACUUGAAACGGCAAUACGAUGGAGUGGCCGAGUUGGACCAGCUGCUUCACUACAGGAAGAAGGCAGACGAAUUUCCGGACUUCUACGACUCAGAGGAGCAGAUGGGGCCUCACCAGGAGGCAAAAGAUGAAAAGGCCAGGGCUGACCAGAGAGUUCUGACGGAGGAAGAGAAAAAGGAACUGGAGAACUUGGCUGCGAUGGAUCUGGAACUCCAGAAGAUAGCGGAAAAGUUCAGCCAGCGGGGCUGACAGUUGGAGAGACGAGCCUUUCACUGAAGGACACCAUUGAUUCACCCGCAGGCAGAAAGCAGAAUUUACUGUUUAUUAAAUGUUUGAUGCAGUUGGAAAUAUCAUUUAUCUUUGCCAGAAUGCUAAUGCCAUGUGACUAGCGUGACUUGUAGCGUAUUCUUCCUGCAAAAUAGAUGUUUCACAUGUCUGUGACAAUGACCGUGUUACUGUUGUUGAAACACUAACAAUAAAAAGAUUUACCUGAAA